UCGUGUACGUAUAACCACAAAUUUUUAUGAGCGCACCCUGAAAUUUUCAGUGGAGUCGUAUAGACAUCAUAACUAAAAUUAAAACUACUACUACUAAUAAAACUAAUAGGAAAACUAAAAUUAAUAAUAAAACUAAUGAACCAAUAGUUAAAGUAACAAUAUGAUAGCUAUUGAUUUUAGUUUCCGAGAUUGGCAAUGGCAGUAUCAAAUAUCUACUACAUUUUUUAUAUGUGUAAUUGUUCCAACUGUAUAUUAUAUUCAUGCAAAAUAUAUUACAAAAUAUCCUAAUAAUUAUAAUAGACUUGAAGAACCAAUUAAAUUAGUUGUACCAAUUCCUCAAGAAGCUAAACCUCAUUGGAAGGGUAAAAGAUUACAUCCACCAAAUUUAAGUAUUCGAAUUCCUAAUGAACCAACAAAGAUUCAAAGUUAUUGUCCUGCUACUGGACAAUUAUUAGGAGUAUUUUCUGUAACUUCUAAAGAAGAAAUGAAUCAACAAAUAAUUAAUGGUAAAAGGGCACAAUUACAAUGGAAAAAUUCAUCAUUUAUAUUAAGAAGAAAAGUAUUAAAAACUUUAAGUAGAUAUAUUAUUGAAAAUCAAGAAGAUAUAGCUCGUAUAGCAUGUAGAGAUAGUGGUAAAACAAAAUUAGAUGCUCUGAUGGGAGAAAUUAUGGUAACACUUGAAAAACUUAAUUGGAUUAUAUCUCAUGGUGAAAGAUCUUUAAGACCAUCUCAACGUCCUGGUCCUUCAAAUUUAUUAAUUGGUUUAAUGAAAAAUGGUGAAGUAAGAUAUGAACCUUUAGGAGUUGUUGCAGCAUUAGUAUCUUGGAAUUAUCCAUUUCAUAAUUUAUUAGGUCCAAUAAUUGCUUCAAUUUUUACUGGUAAUGCAAUUAUUGUUAAAUGUUCAGAACAAGUUAUUUGGUCAUCUAAAUGGUUUGUUGAUUUAAUAAGAUUAGUAUUAAAAUCUUUAGAUAUUGAUGAAGAUUUAGUUCAAUUAUGUUGUUGUUUCCCAGAAGAUGCUGAUUAUUUUACUUCACAUCCUGGUCUUUCUCAUAUUACAUUUAUUGGAUCAAAACCUGUUGCUCAUAAAGUAGUUGAAAGUGCGGCUAAAGAAUUAACUCCAUGUGUUGUAGAAUUAGGUGGUAAAGAUUCAGUUAUUGUAUUAGAUGAUGUUAAAAAUUUUGAAGCAUUAUCAUCAGUUAUAUUAAGAGGAACAUUUCAAAGUGCUGGACAAAAUUGUAUAGGAAUUGAAAGAGUUAUAUGUUUACCAAAAGCAUAUGAAAAAUUAGUUGAUAUAUUUACUGAAAGACUUUCUGAUUUUAGAAUUGGAUCUGAUAUAGAUCAAUUAGAUGAAAUUGAUAUGGGAGCAAUGAUUUCUGAUAAUAGAUUUCAAAAUUUUGAAGAAUUAAUUGAAGAUGCAGUUCUGAAAGGAGCAAAAUUAAUUCAUGGAGGUAAACCUUAUCAACAUCCAAAUUAUCCUCAAGGACAUUAUUUUGAGCCAACAUUAUUAAUUAAUGUUGAACCUCAUAUGAGAAUUUUUCAAGAAGAAGUUUUUGGACCUAUUUUAACAAUGAUUAAAGCAACAGAUAUUGAAUCAGCAAUUAAUCUUUCAAAUUCUACUGAAUAUGGUUUAGGAAAUUCUGUAUUUGGAUCAAAUUUUACUCAAUUAAAUAAUAUUGCUAAUCAAUUAGAAAGUGGGAAUGUUGCAAUUAAUGAUUUUGCUACAUUUUAUGUUGCACAAUUACCAUUUGGUGGUAUUAAAAAAUCUGGUUAUGGUAAAUUUGGUGGUGAAGAAGGUCUUACAGGAUUAUGUGUUGCUAAAUCUAUUGUUAUGGAUAAACCAUUAUUAAGAUGGUUAGGUAUUGCAACUGCCAUACCUCCUGCUAUUGAUUAUCCAAUUAAAGAUGAUAAAAAGGCAUGGAGAUUUGUUAGAAGUUUAAAUAUAGCUGGCUAUGAUAAUAGAGUAUGGGAAAUUAUUAAAGCAUUUGAAAAAUUAGCUAAAUCUUAGUAUAAUUUAGAUUAAUAUUUUUA
Molecule: messenger RNA, 2028 nt
Organism: Scheffersomyces amazonensis
Lineage: Eukaryota; Fungi; Ascomycota; Pichiomycetes; Serinales; Debaryomycetaceae
Gene: MSC7
Product: meiotic recombination directing protein
Exons: 1
Coding region: 161-2005 (614 amino acids)
Molecular function (GO): oxidoreductase activity, acting on the aldehyde or oxo group of donors, NAD or NADP as acceptor
Source: RefSeq, a predicted model, not a curated record